Biomphalaria glabrata is the source of this 1909-nucleotide messenger RNA. RefSeq lists its product as uncharacterized. The record is from RefSeq and is a predicted model, not a curated record. The transcript has 2 exons. Bases 76 to 1050 code for a protein of 324 amino acids. Lineage: Eukaryota; Metazoa; Mollusca; Gastropoda; Planorbidae.
UUUGUAUAAUUAAAAGUAUUACUGCGUGUCAUUGUCAUACAGUUACUUCCUAGUCCGACUGUAUAGUUACAAUUUAUGAGAACGAAUGAGAAAAUAAUGUAUUUAGCAAAGCAUUUUUAUUUUAUUUUGUUAUUUUAUGUAACUGAAAUCAGUGCUCUCAAAAUAGAAGCAAACAAUAUUACUCUGGGUCUGACGAGAUCUUUAGACGUCUCAUGUAUUUUAAAGAAUGAAUCAGUUCCUUCAAUGUCUCGCCUGUACUCCCUGUCUCUGUUACACUCCAAGACGUCUCAAGAACCAAAGUUCCAAGAAAUAGCUUCUGUCAACACCAUAGAUGGACUCAUCGAAUAUAUUGACGAAAAGUCAUUGAACACUUCUGGACAAAUUAACAGCAAUGGUUUUUCGUAUCUGAACUUGACCUUUAGAAACCCAACCAAAAACAAUACUGGUGUAUAUAAAUGCGAGGCCUAUGGGUUCAACAGCAGAAGCCGACCCGUAGAUAUCUCAUCAACAGCUCUAGUUCAGGCUGAGUCUCCAGAUAUCAAUGAGGUUAUUACUGAAAUCAAAAAGCUCAGGGACAGUUAUGAGUCUUUGAAAGGAGAAUUAGGUCUAUUCAACAGCCGACACAAGGCUGCCAAGAAUGAAUUCUUUAUUGAAUCCUCAGAACUAAACGGAAAGAAGUAUCUGCUUACUAAGAUGGCAACAUUCUAUUUCCCAAGUUUUGCACAGGCAAUGUGUAGUCUCUACGAAGGAUACUUAGCCGAAAUAGACUCGUUGGCUGAAUUUGAGUUUGUCCGAAAUUUUAUUAUUUCCAAAGGAUCCCAUUUUUCUAAUGUGAUGACGGGGGGAACAGAUGAAGAAACGGAAGGGAUUUGGAUCAACAGGCACAGUAAGACACCAGUUGCUUCAUUCUGGGCUCCAGGAGAACCCAAUAAUCUGGAAAAUGAAGAUUGUCAAAAUUUUUACAAAUUUCAAAAUUGGUACAUGAACGACGCUCCAUGUUCUGUUAGUAAUUCGGUUGAAGUUGGUUUUGUUUGCGAGAUACCAGUAUAGUACAUACUUAUCUUUCAUUGCAGAUUUGAUAGACAACUAUGUCGCUAUCGUAGGCUUCUUUUUAUGUUACUUUAAUUUUAAGGUAUAUGUUUGGUAUUCACAGUAAGUUUGUACACAUUAUGGCUCUGACACCCAAUCUAGCACAAUUAUUUAUUUUACCUGACAACACAAGAAUCAGUAAAAAAAAACAACAACCAAUUAGUUAGUCAACUAUUGCUAAUAAAUUAAUUUAUGUUGUAUCUCAAGCAAGGGAAUGAAAUAGUAGUUGACUGAAUUAGUCCCCUUUAUAGUAGACCGCCGUCCCAGGCCUAGUGAACACAAACAUGAAAUAGAAACAACUGUACAAUCUUCCAUGUCCAUAGAACGCUUACCUCAUAAGCCUGAGAAGGUUUUAGCUUACAAGUUCGCAUUCAGUUGAUAUAAGCUUUGUAAAAACAAUCAUGACAACAUUUGUUAAUACCUUGACUUUAAGGAUGCGUGGGCUAUUAUUUGGGACUAGGAAGUUAGCCACAAAACAUCUAAGUCCUUUUACAGAGUAGCUAGCAUGUCCCUUAGUCCUUCCCUAGGCGACAUGACUAGAGCAAUGACAAGUCAUGAUGUCACUCUUUAGAAUUCAGAAGUAAAUGUCAAUUUAUCAUUCGCCUUUGUGGACUAAACAAAUUCCUGCUUUAAAAAAUUCUAAACUUCCUUUGAGAUUUUAGUUCGUGACCCUCGUUUAAGUAUUAAGAGUGACCCAAGGUCUACACAACUAUCGCCACUUUCUCCCACAUUUAUGUAGCCACUUAUCUAAGGGGAAGAACUCAACAUUUACAUCCAUAUCUCACAAUACUGUAAGAUGCAUUUCCCUUUUCGCUAUCAA